UAAAGCAUAAAUUUAAGUAUUAAAUGCCUUUUUAACAUCUGCUUUAAAUUGCCUUGAAGUGAGCUAUAAGGAAGUGCCAAAAUGCUGGAGAACUCACACGCUUGGAUGGGCGCUUCAAGCUCUUCAACAAUAGCAGCAGAYAGCUAUCAAUAUCAAUUGCAAUCCAUGUGGCAGAAAUGUUGGAACACUAAUCAAAGUCUCAUGCAUCACCUGCGCUUCCGCGAACGUGGCCCACUGAAAUCGUGGCGCCCCGAAACAAUGGCCGAGGCUAUAUUUAGCGUGCUCAAGGAGGGACUCUCACUAUCGCAGGCGGCACGCAAAUACGACAUACCCUACCCGACAUUUGUAUUGUAUGCGAAUCGUGUACAUAACAUGCUCGGCCCUUCCAUUGAUGGUGGACCGGAUUUACGACCAAAGGGUCGUGGUCGUCCGCAGCGCAUAUUGCUUGGCAUUUGGCCGGAUGAACAUAUUAAGGGUGUCAUUAAGACAGUUGUCUUCCGCGAUGCAAAGGAUCUCAAGGAUGAUAGCAUAGUUCCACAUUUACCUUAUGGUCGGCACUCGCCCAUGUUUCCAUUUCAGGAUGGUCCGCUUAACUACCCUGGUAUGAGUGGUCCCUGUCCGAAUGGUGUGCCCACACCCACUGGUGAUCAGAUGUCGCAAGAAGCCACCGCUGCCGCUGUGGCCGCCGUAGCACACAAUAUACGCCAGCAAAUGCAAUUGGCUGCAGCCGUACAACAUCAACAUCCGUCGGAGGGCCCUACGGGACCUGGUUUAUUUAAUAUACCUCCUCAUUUGCAACCACAUUUAGCCGCCGCAACAUCAGCUGGAACUGGUGGCGCUGCGCCAGGUGUGCAUGGCUCUGUACCGCUACCAAAGACGAGCAUAUCUCCGGCGUUGAGUACCACAUCGAACCCUAGCGCGGGCACAAUGCUUGGACCGCGACAUGCUCCAUCGCCCUGCGGUCCUGGUUUAUCCGGUCUUCCGCCGAACAUACCGCCCAGCAUGGCGAUGGCGCUGCAUAUGGGACGUUGCGAUCCAACCGGUGUACUCAGCCAACAGCAACAACAUCAGUUGCAACACCUACACAUGCAACAACAGCAAGCAUUACAACAGCAACAACAACAGCAGCAGCAUCAUCAGCAACAGCAUCAGCAGCAACAACACGGGUUUGGUUACGGUGUUAGUUCCAUGCCUCAUCAUGGCGCAGCCUCAGCAUCAGCAACAGCAACAUCAUCUUCCAGUCAACAUUACCAACAGCACCAACUCCAGCACCAGCAGCCACAAGCUCAACAACAACAGUUGCAUCAACAUCAGCAACACCACCAAUCGGCGAGUGUUAGUGCAACAGCGACAAAAGCGAAAUGCCCCUCCCCCUCAUCGUUGCUCGAACAUCGUCGCAGCAGUCCAAGCGGCAAUUCACACCUACACUCUACACUCACGGAGUUAGGAUUAGAUAUGGGCUAUAAGACAACGCGUAGCAGCGCUUACUCACCAACUCGUCUCUUCUCCGAAGACUUGGCAGCUUUGGUGGGAGCUAGCGAAGACUCACCUCCAGGCACAACGGCGUCCUCCACAAAUGUUAGCAGUACCAGCACAGUGACGACACCGGCAAUGUCCGGCAGUCACGCGGAUGUUAGCAUUACAUCGAGUGCAGCGAGCGGUAAUAUAAGUUCCAGUAAUAUAAAAAUCGAACCCAUCACGACAAGUAGYGAAUAAACAAAAUACUUUCCUAUUUAAGAUGUCGUUAGGUUCAAUCGAUUUAAUUUAUUUGUAACAAUCAGUUUGGAGGCAUACUUUUUUGGGAGAGAAAUUUUCACGUUAUCAAAAUUUGUGUUAAAAAUUCGUUGUCCUUUUAAAGUUCUUUACUCUUGUUGAUUAUAAAAAUAAAUAAAUCUUUGUCUGACUCGUUUUAAACUUGUUAUACUUUGAUUUUCUAGAGUUCUCUGCAACGCAACGUUCGCGGACAAAAUUAUUUUCAGAACUUUAGUGCCACAAACCACCGCUAGUUUUAUACGAUCCAGA
This is a messenger RNA of Bactrocera latifrons, 2022 nucleotides long. RefSeq names its product protein bric-a-brac 1 (gene bab1). The transcript is spliced from 4 exons. Gene Ontology annotation, molecular function: DNA binding. Gene Ontology annotation, biological process: regulation of transcription by RNA polymerase II. NCBI's taxonomy places the organism in Eukaryota, Metazoa, Arthropoda, Insecta, Diptera, Tephritidae. The record is from RefSeq and is a predicted model, not a curated record. Gene Ontology annotation, cellular component: nucleus. The coding region runs from base 82 to 1716 and encodes 544 amino acids.